AUGGCUGGUAAUUUAAACCUUUACGAUUUUAAUGGCUCGAUUAGACGAAAUAAAUUGCAAGAAGCUAUCUUUUCUGAUUUGGCUAAAAAAGAAGAUUUUAUGAAAAAAAUUAAUGAAGAACGUAUCGAAAGGCAGAAACGAUCCAGACGAAAAGUGGCAGCCAUAAAAAUACAAUCUUCAUAUCGAGGAUAUCGUGUUAGAAAACAAUUUCAUAUUUUUUUACGAAGUCUUUUCGAUAAGGCAGGUCCAACACAGAGCAUUACAUUAUUGGAAACACAAAUUUCUCGUUUGGCUUUUUUUUUCCGAUAUGCUGUUGACAGUGAAAGAACUUUAAAAUUGUGCAGUGAAGCAGUUGUACUAGCACAAAAAUUAAAAACGAGCGACUUAUUGGAUCGAAGGAGACGACAGCAACUCUUGCGAUGUGCAGUUGUGCUUCUUGAACACAGCGAUCGCACCAAAUCAUAUACAUCUGCCUUGCGAUUUUUCGAAAUAUAUAUAAAGGAGGAGGAUUGCUUAACUUUGUUGAAUUAUGGUUUUUAUUCAUCCUUGUUGACUCUAUUCUCGAAUUGCCAUCAACUGCCAUCUCCUUUAUAUAUCGAGGAAAAACUUCCACAGCGCUCUGAAUCACUUUUGCAAAUAUUAGUUUUACCUAUAAAUCGCCUUUCCGAGAAAAUGGAUGCUAUAUUUGAAUUAUUUAACACGAUCUGCAAGCCAAGAUUUGAAGCGGUUACUAUUUGUUGUUUAGUGCCGUUUCUAGCUCGACUCUGUGAAGCAGGAACUUUGAAAUUCGCUGAUGUUGUGGAUGGUUUAUUAAGUGGCGGUUAUCGGUUAUCAUCACAAGAUGCAGCUUCUGCACUUUUAAGUUCAUAUACCGCUGUGGUUAUUACUUCGGCAUUUCCAUUAGAGAAAUUAAGCAAUUUGGAAAAGACCAAGUUGGUCACGGUGUUUGCAACACUCACCCAAAAUAUUGCGCCCCCAUUGGAAGUGACAGAACGAUAUAAUAGUGAUUCGGAUACAGAUGACGAAUCAGAUGACGCUAUCGUGGCUACGACAUGUGAUGUUGAACCGGACAUUCUGGAAAACCGUGGAGGAAUUACUUCGUUUUGCAUGUUAACUUAUUUCAUACGGAUUCAUUCACCUGCAAAUUAUAUUUCACUGAUGAAUUUAUUCUCUUCAUUUCGGCAGCUAAUUCCUAAUUUAUGGGAACUGAUAGUGUCCCUUAACACAAAUACAGUAUUUGGAGUAAAGCAAUCACUAAUAGCAAUACUUGAACGGGGUGAAAACAUAUCGCAUUCUGAUGAACAGUCAUUAAUACCAGCUUUAUCGAUAUUUAUAACAUUGAUGACAAAUGCACUGAAAACAGUUGACGAUGAUGAUUUCCAAAAUGGUGGUGUUGAAGAUGCUGUUUUCCCACUUACACUAAACCAAGUUGCUGAUGUCAUCCUUCAUUGCCGAGAUCUAACACUUGGUUUAAUCGAUCUCGCUUUCCCUGUUAAUAGUGGACCUUUCCAUCAGUCUUUGGUGAAAAGCUCGAAGUGGUCUGAUUUAUUCCAGGAUGUCUCUUUGUUAACGAAAGCAUUUCACGAACGAGAUAAUCGAGUUUGCGUCAUGCCCCACAAUUUUUGGUCCAGUCAUAACAGGAAUGUUGUCGUUAAUUCUCUAAUGUGGCAAAAUGGAUAUGGUCAUCGGCGUCGUGCAAGGCGCCCAUUUGAAUUUGUACGUUUUUUGCUUCAUAACAAGGAUUCAGAUGCAAAUGAAGACCCUCCAAGUGUCAGUGAGUUGCGCAAUUUAUCGAUUAUCCGCAAUAUUCCUUUCGUUAUUCCUUUUAUGCAACGAAUUGAGAUCUUCACAGAAUUGCUUCUGAGAGAUCGCAUACGGAAUGAUACUGGCCGAAAUGGACAUUUUAUUGCUGUACACAGAGCAACCUUGUACGAAGAUGCUUUCAGAGCGUUACAACCCCAUAACGUUCCCGAUAUGAAAUCGACAAUUCGCGUACAGAUGGUAAAUUGGGCUGGACUAGAAGAAGCUGGCGUUGAUGGGGGUGGCAUUUUCAGGGAAUUCCUUUCCGAACUUCUUCAGACUGGUCUUGAUCCGUCUCGUGGCUUUUUUACUGCAACCCAUGAACAGCUUCUAUAUCCAAAUCCCUUGGCACCAUUUCUUUAUCCUACUAAUUUUGUUGAUCAUUUCUAUUUCAUCGGACGGAUUAUUGCUAAGUUGAUCUAUGAAGGCUUAUUGGCAGACAUUCGCUUUGCGGAUUUCUUUUUGCUGCAGUGGAUGGGAAAUCCGGACGGAACAGUUUUAGAUUUAGAAUUAGUUAAAUCAUACGAUCCUCUCCUACAUAAAAAUUUGAAGUUUUUGAAGCGCUGCCCAUUGGAAGAAAUCGAGGCUCUUGACCUUGAUUUUACUGUUAUAAUUGAUAAUUUUGGCGUGACGGAGAAGGUAGAACUGAAGAAAAAUGGCGGUUGUAUCAAAGUAACAGCAGACAACAGGAUGGAAUAUAUACAAUUAUAUGUUAAUUACUACCUUUCCAAGCGACUUUCACCGAUGAUCGCCGCUCUUCGAAGUGGCAUGAGGAACGUUUUAGACCCCGAAUGGCUGCGAAUGUUCUCGCCAUUAGAAAUUUCGAUGUUGGUUGGCGGUAGUGAUUCAGAAAUUGACUUCAAUGAGCUCAAAAAAUUCACAGCUGUACAUAACAUAAAAUCAGAACAUGAUCAGGAAUACAUGGACCUGUUCUGGUCGGUCAUCAAUGGAUUUUCAGUUGGAGACAAAAAGAAGCUGUUAAAAUUUAUAACUGGUUGUCCACGACCACCCAUAAUGGGGUUUAAGACCUUAACACCACCAAUGGGUAUUCAGCUUGUCCACGACAUCGACAAACUACCGACUGCUGCGACAUGUAUGAAUUUGUUGAAGUUACCACUAUACGAUGAUACUGAAACAUUGCGUCGUAAAUUAAUCUAUGCAAUAAAUUGUGGAGCUGGUUUUGAACUUUCAUAA
Messenger RNA from Cercopithifilaria johnstoni, 2994 nucleotides. Lineage: Eukaryota; Metazoa; Nematoda; Chromadorea; Rhabditida; Onchocercidae. The record is from the annotation of a GenBank genome assembly.